AUGGAAGCAACCGCCAGGAAGGUGGCUGGCUCAAUCCCGGCCCGGGCCCAACGCCUCUGGGGACAUCUUUCCUCCUGCGGGCUUCGGAAACCGGUCCGCUCACCUCUGACCCCGGCCAGAUCUCUCGCGCCUAACCGGUGCGCCUGCCCGCCGAAGGCUCGUCCCACCCACCAGCCACCGCCCACCUGUGCCGGCAGCCGCCACGCUAGGCCUCAAGACUGCACCGCCGGCUCGGCCGCAACGCCAACCCGCCCCUUCGGCGGCUCGGUGCCGCAGCCCAACCAACCGCCUGUUCCGGCGGCCGCACUUCCGAGUAGGGCUGGGUCGCGGGGCGGGGCCUGCGGGCCGGAAAGGGUGGAGCUGGGAGGGCGGGGCCUCGGCCGGAAGGCUCGAGCGCUGGGGGUGGUACCGUCCCGGGGCGAUUCUCGCGGGGUCCGCGGAGACUCAGGUCCGGGCGCGAGGCGGGUCCCGCGAGCUUAUGCUGAGGCUUGGCGCCUGGAUAUGAAAAGUGGGCAGGUGGGUGUAGGUGUCAGUUGCAGGGAAGACGACCCUGUCGAAUUUCUAGAGCGAAAGAAACUUGGAACUAACUUUCCUUUUUGCCCAGCUCAUCCAAAUGAUGCCCAGCUUCAUCCAAACCUGCAUUUACCGUUCCAGUCUGUACAACCUUCUUCGAAUAUCAAGUGCCAACGAGUUGAAUGUUUUUUUAAAAUCACCCCAGAGAAAGGUUCUAAAAAUUCAGAAACUGCAUUACCAACACACUUUAUAAGCUACUGCUGUCACAGCUUCUUUUCUGGCUCAAGCUGCUCCUCCCAAGAUGAGGCAGUCAUGAGUGCACCGAGAGGGUGGUUGCACCAGUAUUUGAGGAGCCCCUACCUGCUGUUUACGGACUGCUGUUCUGCCAGGUGUGCCAGCCACAACAGUGGCAAUGGGAAGGCAAAGCCUUCUCUCCUGUCUGACACCACCCGCGUUGCUGGCUGCUUUCCACAACUCCAGUACCCACAUCAAGUUGUAUCCCCUCUGUUAAUUUUUUUUUGA
Molecule: messenger RNA, 1035 nt
Organism: Lemur catta (Ring-tailed lemur)
Lineage: Eukaryota; Metazoa; Chordata; Mammalia; Primates; Lemuridae
Exons: 2
Coding region: 1-1035 (344 amino acids)
Source: RefSeq, a predicted model, not a curated record